AUGAAUAUUAAUCUAAUUAUCAUCCACUUGUUAUCAACGAUCCAUUUUUCCUUAGGAAAUGAAGACAAGAUAACUCAAAUAAACGAAGGAUAUCCUCUUGAUACUGAAGAUCUUCCUGCAGAAUCAUCAUCUGAAAUCCUAGAAUGUCCAUCUUCAAAUGUUUUCCGUAUCAAAUAUAAGUGUCCUGGACCUUCAAACACCUGGACAGAUUGUAUUAGAGCUCAAUGUUGUCCAGGUUAUAAUCUAAUUAAUCGAAAAUGCUAUCCUCAAAGUUUAGAUCCAUGCAGUUUGAGUAUAUGUGAACAAAGAUGUUCUGUUAUUCUUCACAAGGUCAUUUGCACUUGCUGGGAUGGUUAUAGAUUUAGUACAGAUAAUCAACGACUUGGAAAGAAGCCUCUAUGUAUUGACAUUGAUGAGUGUUCAGAAAAUACUCAUGAUUGUGAACAGAUCUGUAUCAAUAAACCUGGGGGAUUCUCUUGCAAUUGUAGGAAUGGAUUUUCUUUAAGGAAAGAUAAUACAACUUGUGAAAAUAAUCAUUUAAAUGAACCAAAAAUUAGCAAUAAUACAAGUACAGUCGUAAAUAAUUCUCAGUGUUUAUCAAGCUGCACCACAGUUCAACGUCUUCAAAAAAAAGUCUCUAAGCUACAUGAAAAAUUAACUGCCUUAGAAACUGCAGUUUCAUUAUCAAUAAAUAUUUUGAAUCAACGUGAUAAUUUAGGUCUUUACAAAUCUAAUGGAUAUCGUGAAAAUGUUGCACAGAAUAUUCACUCUAGUUCAUCAGCAGCUUAUAACGAAUAUUCUCAUAGCAAAUCAUAUUCAGUAUUUGAUAGUUUUGUUCAAAUCGGAUCUGAUUAUUGUAAAUGUCAACGUGGGCCAAUUGGACCACCAGGCCCACCAGGCAUGACUGGACCAAAAGGUGCAACUGGAGAAAGAGGAUCUCGAGGGCCUAAAGGAGCUGAUGGAAAUAUCGAUUUUUUGCUAUUAAUACUAGCAGACAUUCGAUACGAUAUUACCAUACUUCAAGAAAAAGUUUUUCCUGGGCAAAUACCUCCAAAGUUUGACUUGGAUGAGGUAUUAAAAAAGCAGCGGCUAUUGGAUGAGUCUAAAAAAGUAAAAAAAGAGGGCAAAAAAAUAGAAGAUUUUAAAGGAUCAAAAACUCUCCACUUCUCCGAUUACGCAUCGCCUGAAGAAGGUUUUAUUGAGUCUUCGGGUGAUGAAUGGGAUCACUAUGAAGAGUAAAAGAUUCAGCAAUAUGAGAAUAUCUUUCAUUCGUUAAAUAUAAGUAUCAUACAUGUUUUUAUUAUUGAAUUUUAUUCCUAUGUAAUAUAGAAACUGUUUGAUAGGAUCAUUCAAGAUAUUUUAGUCUACUAAUGGUGUUCAAAGUAGCUCAUUAUAAUACUGGUUAUUAAAUUAAUUUAGAAUCCGUAAUAUGAUUAGUAACUACAUAACGCUGGUAUAUUAUUCUGAGGAUUUACUCCAAGGAUCAAAUUGGGCAGUCCUGUAAAGCUGCGCCUGCGUUUGCAACAGUUGCGAGUUUGUACCAAUUGCGCAUUGGCCGUGAAGAAUCUCACUCACUGAGAAGAGAUUCGAUGUUUCAGCUUUUAACCACGCCCAGAUCUUGCUCCCCUUAGAUCAGAGCAUUUAUCCUUGCAUUGAAAUAAAAAAAAAUAUAUGUGCAUUGAAAAACCGGUUGAAUGUUAGAAUAUUUUAUGCAAGUUAUUAUAUGGAUUUCUUUAUCCUUAAUCCGUUUAAUGUGAUAUUGUUCAAGAUAUUUAUUAAU
This is a messenger RNA of Chelonus insularis, 1780 nucleotides long. RefSeq names its product collagen and calcium-binding EGF domain-containing protein 1-like. NCBI's taxonomy places the organism in Eukaryota, Metazoa, Arthropoda, Insecta, Hymenoptera, Braconidae. The transcript is spliced from 4 exons. The record is from RefSeq and is a predicted model, not a curated record. The coding region runs from base 1 to 1239 and encodes 412 amino acids. Gene Ontology annotation, molecular function: calcium ion binding.